Zygosaccharomyces rouxii is the source of this 1878-nucleotide messenger RNA. It is a transcript of the gene CIK1, whose product is annotated as Cik1p. The coding region runs from base 1 to 1878 and encodes 625 amino acids. The record is from RefSeq and is a predicted model, not a curated record. Gene Ontology annotation, molecular function: microtubule binding. Lineage: Eukaryota; Fungi; Ascomycota; Saccharomycetes; Saccharomycetales; Saccharomycetaceae. The transcript has a single exon.
AUGAACCAUUCCAAGAUACCUUCCAUUUCAACCAGCGGUGCGAAUCUCUCGAUUAAAAGACGUAGAUUAUCAUCAUCGCCCAUGUUACAGGAUGUGACUAAUCACGUUUACACCAGACCGUCGAUAAGGCAUGUAUCUGAGGGUCAUUCACAACAGCAGAAUCGCAGAUUGCUCAAUAAAUAUAUCUAUGGUGAUGCUACAGUAAUUGAAGAAGUUAAGAAAAGGGAACGCAAAAUUAUUAAAGAUAUUAAUCAUUUCCGUAAUGCAAUUUUAGAGAUUGAAAAGGAAUCGGCUCAGAUAAGGGAGAGGCAGUUGCCUGACAUUCAGUAUGCAAUUUCGAAAAGAAUUACCAUGUGCUCUGAAUUACAGAAGGAGUUAAGUCAACAAGUAUCACAGUUGGAUUUGAAAGAAGGUGAAAUUGAAAUGUUAAGGCGGAAUGAAGAGAUGAAUAUUUCCAAUUUACAUUUGAAAUGGUCUGUAGAAUUACAAGAACUAGAAACCCAAUUGCGUAAGGAACAAGAUGACAGGCGGUUGAAAUGGGAGAAGCAAUUGUUACAAUUGGAAAACUUAAAACCUGAUGAAAAAAUUGAACAAGAAAUACGACAGUUGAAAACGGAAAUGGCUCAAGUAGAGGAGAAAUGGCAAGAAUUACGGAAGCAAAACCAGGAUAGAUGCAAUGAAUACUCUAAAGAGUUAGAUCAAGAACUGGAAAAAUUUAAAUCCCUAAAGGCGGGUCCAAUGGAUGAAUUAAUCAAAGAACAAACUGAAUUAAAGAACAAGAAACAAGAUUUAGACUCUCAACAUCAAUCGUUAGUUCAAAAGAUGGAAACAUGUGAUAAAGAUUGUAGAGAAUUGGAAGAUGGAGUCGUUCAAAUUGAACAAAAAAUUCUGGAAAUUGAAGAGCAUAAUAAACCAUUGAAGGAGGAAGUAGAUACCCUUUUAAUAGAAUACGAGUUAGAAGAUAGGAAGACACAAGAUGUUCAAGAAUUGGCUCAUAGGGAGGAAAAAUUUUAUAACAGUAAAUUUGACAAGAUGGAACAAGAACAACUGCGUAGAAGAAAAUUGGAAAAUUCAAUCGAUGAGAUGAAGGGACAAAUUCGUAGAUUCGCAUAUGUGACAGGUGAGUUCCAAGAUUGCGAAGUGGAUUACGCCAAAAGAUGCGUAGAUGAUACUUAUUCUUUCAACAGGAUCGUUCCCUCUAUACUAAUGGACGAAAAAGAAAUGUUGUUCCAGGAAUACGAAAUGUACCAUGAUAUGUGUUUGGGGAGAGGUAUAAAUUUCAACCUAAUAUCUGUGAGUAGUAAACCUUGGACUAGUCUUCGAUUUGCCCUAUUGAACUUUCUAUGCGAUAAAUGUCUGCCACAUUACCAUAUCGAUUUACAAUAUGUUUUCCUAUCAGAAGAAAUGCCGUCCCAAGAUAUGCUUUCACAAGAUGCUUCAAAAGAUGAUAAAGAAAUUGAAUUAAAGAUCGAAAAAGAUUCCAUUGAAAUAGAUUCAUGCGUUAUAAGAAUAAAGAAUGGUGCUGAAGAUCUGCCGUCUAGCAUACUACAAGAGACUCCACGCGUCUCUUCCGGGAUUGGCGUUGUUAAAUUUCAACUGACUCCAAUGGUAGGAGAUUCUAAAUUAGAAGGUAAACCUAUAGAUUUUUAUUUCCUAGAAGUCUGUGAUUCCAGAAUGAUUUCCAUCCUAGAUAAUGUGGUAAGCCCAGGUCAAACAAUGAAAUCCCCAAUAAGUCUCAUAUUCAAAAAACUCCUAUUAGAUACCAAAUCUUGUCUUUGGUUCAAUCUGAAUGACAAGUAUAACUAUAGAUCGUUACUGGACCUGUCAAAUAGGAUCUCCAAAAUGAAAAAUUUGAAAAAUGGUAGGAGAUCGAUAUAA